UGAUGGAGCUUUCUUCGAUCCAUUAUUUACUUACCUUUCUGCCACAAGGAAUAACAUAGAAGGCUGGGAGUUAUCACCUGAGCCAGUUCAUGAGGAAAAUAUGGAUGAUGAGCUCUCAUCAGAAGAUGAGGAUAUGCACAUUCAAAAUGGAAACGAGAAUUUUGAUAACCAUGAUAACGAGGCUUGUGAAGACAUACUUGAAAAUGUUCAUGUCGAUGAGAUAGAGAUAUCUCAAACAAUUCAAGAUGUGAACGUUGAAGGUGGGGGCUCUUCUUUCGCUGAGAAGAACGUGAAUCGGAAAAAGAGGGGAAGAAACAAAUGCAAGGAAAUUGCCAAGCUUAAACCCGAUGAGAAGUUGGAGAUUACUUUCUACAACAAUAGAGCUGUUGGAAUAAAUCAUAAAGUAUUUGCACGACAUUUGGGGAUCAUAGUGAGAGAUACAAAUAUCUGCCCGGUGAGAGUGCGCAAAUGGGAUGAUAUUGGAGAUAAAAAAAAGGAACACAUGUGGAGUGCCGUCACGGAUGUCUUCACUAAUGAAAGCAUGGACAUUUACAAGCAACAUGUCCUUGGCCAUAUGAGAGAGUUAUGGACAAACUGGAGGUCAGACUUGUUAAGGAAUAAUGUCACUAAAAAGGGAAUCACCUUAGAAGUUGCAGACAAAGGUGAACCACCUAGUGGACUUGACGAUAAGGAUUGGAAGUGGCUUAUAAAGGAGGUUUAUUCUGACGAAAAGUUUAAGGAAAGGAGUGCAAGGAACUCUGAAAAUAGGCGCAGUUAUGCAAAAGAGCUAAUGCAUCGAACAGGGAGCAAGCCUACUAGACAAGUCAUUUGAGAUGAAUUGG
This is a messenger RNA of Spinacia oleracea (spinach), 842 nucleotides long. RefSeq lists its product as uncharacterized. The transcript has 4 exons. NCBI's taxonomy places the organism in Eukaryota, Viridiplantae, Streptophyta, Magnoliopsida, Caryophyllales, Amaranthaceae. The record is from RefSeq and is a predicted model, not a curated record. Bases 101 to 832 code for a protein of 243 amino acids.